CAGAAUACGAAUAAUUUAUCACAUAUCGACUCGAAAGAUACUUUUGGUGUUUAUAGCUUGUCAGGUCGAAUUUCAGAAAACGUAGAAGUUUAAUCAUCAUUAGUUAAAGUCCUAGAAAACAUGGCAAACCCAAUAAAUAACAUGAAAAAGCGAUAGAGCUCGCAUAAAAUGUUUCGCUACAUCCUUAAUGUUGAUGAUGCCCAAUCCUUAAAAAAGUCUUGGUUUUAACAAACAUUGAAAAGAAGAUACGUUCUUCUAGCUGCGUUUGUGGACGCUAUAGAGUGUUGGGAAAAAUAAUAUCUGAUGGAAUUGAAAAAUACGAGCCGGUCAAUAUCAAUAACUUGUUGGCGGAUAUAUACUUACGCUGAAGUUAAAUAUUAUCAGUACAGAUUUGAGGAAAGAUGAUUUUGCUUAUAUGAUGGGUAACAACCCUUCACGUGGCAUUCAAAAAAGCAAACAAGAAAUUCAGUUUCAAAAAUGGGAAUAUCUUGGUCAUUCUGUCAAGCAUGGAGAACUGUUGUCAAAAUUGUGUUGUCCUAAACCAGAAAUUGAACAUAAGGGCAAUUUACGUGUAAUUUUCUCGGACGAAUUUAGCCUUGGCCAAGGAAGCAACGAAACCCGUGUCUUUCUUGGACUGACAAAGGAUGGUUACGGCAAAGCAGUAAAAAGAAUGCGUAGAAAUAACUACCUACAGCCUGCACAGCACGAAAAAAAAAUUUUAAAUGAAUUCAAUGCAAGGGAGUCGAAAUAUGUCGUGAAUUAUUACUUCUUAGAGGAAGAUACUGGAACGGACUAUGUUUAUUUAAUAUUAGACUUAUGCGAAGAAUCAUUGAAGAAGUUUGUGGAGGAUUCUACCAUAGAAGACCUUCAAAAAGCUCUUCCUGAUAUUCUUAGACAAAUUUUAAAUGGGCUAGCUGAUCUUCAUUCUGGCAAAAAUCCUAUUCUUCAUCGCGAUUUGAAGCCUUCCAAUGUUCUCCGAGACUCACAUGGCAAAUUUUUGAUCGCGGACUUUGGAAUUAGUCGAAUAUUAAAUGAUGAGUUUAGCACAUAUGAAAGCAACGCUAACACGGGAACUGAGUAUUGGAUUGCUCCUGAGUCAUAUCGGGAAGAUAAAGACAAAGUAGAUAAAGGACGUUACAAAAAAAAAUCUGAUGUAUAUAAUGCCGGAAUGGUGGCUUAUUAUGUCGAAACAAAAGGGCAACAUCCUUUUGGAGUGAAACGUCAUAGAUUGGACAACAUGUUGAAAGGAAACCCUGUUGGCUUGGAUGAAAUCAAGAAUAAAACGCUGAAAGACCUUUUGAUGUGGAUGUUAAAUCGCUCGCCAGAAGACAGGCCAUCUGCCAACGAGGCGCUAAAACACCCAUUUUUUAUGUCAGAUGAUGAGAAAUUUGAAAUGUUAUGUAAAGUUGGGAACCAACUGGCAAUUAAGACAAAUGAUACCCAGUCAAGUGUGGUCCUUCAAAUAAAUAAUGAAUCAUCUGACUGGAGAAGUCGAAUUGAUAGUGAUGUAUAUGCUUAUUUUACCACAGAUGAGGUGAAUGGAAAAAUUCGUGGGUAUGAAUCUUCUUGGACAGAAUGCUUGAGACUUAUUCGAAAUCUUGGGCAGCAUUGGAAUGAUCGACCUCGGCCUAGACCACAACCAUUUUAUAAGAUUGGCGAUCACAAGUUGUACUUUCUCAAAACAUUCCCCGAUCUCCUGUUCGGGUGCACGCAGCUUUCAGGUCAAAUAAAAAAUUAAAAAACAAUUCAGAACUUAAAGAUAAGGAUAAAAUGACAAAGAAAAACUAGUAUGAACGGGAAUGGAAUGCCUGCUAAUUCAGAGGAAGAAUCUUCUGUUUUUGAUAAUUCACAUAUCGUCAAAGAUGUGAAUGAGGCAGGGCAAGUGUGUGAAGAAAGUGGAGAAUAUCACAAAGCAAAAGAGUUUCAUGAAAAAUCUCGGGAAAAGCGUAAAAAUUUAUUGGGUUCAGAUCCUGUUAAAAACGCUUUUAGUUUAAACAAUCUUGGUGAUCUCUAUUUUGAAACAGAAGAAUACGACAAAUCCAAAGAGUGCUAUGAAAAGCUCUAGAGAUUUAUAACAAAUUAUCAGUUCCAGAUCAUAGUGCAGUCGCUGCUAUUUUAAAAAAACUUGGUAAUGUUUACAUACAAACUGGAGAAUAUGACAAAGCGAAAAAAAUUUAUGAAAAAGAUUUGGAAAUUUGUAAAAUGUCAUUAGGUCCAGAUCAUGUUCAAGUCGCUGUUAUUUUAAACAACCUUGGUAAUGUCUAUAUGCAAACUAGAGAAUAUGAAAAAGCAAAAGAGUUAUAUGAAAAAACUCUGGGAAUCAGAAAAAAGUUGCUAUCCCCAGAUCAUUUUGAUGUUUGUGAUUCUUUAUGUAAUCUUGGUUUGUUACAUAAGAAAACUGACGAAUACGACAAAGCCAAGGAGUUUUAUGAAAAAGCUUUGAAAAUUUAUGAAAAGUAUUUAGGUCCAGAUCAUGUUCAAGUUGCCACUGUUUUGGAAAACCUACGUGAUAUCGAUUCGAAAACUAAAGAAUAUGACAGAGGCAAAAAGUUGAAUGUAACAGCUGAAGUAAUGCGUAGAAAGUCACUAAAUGUAGAUCACGAUUUGGCGACUGAUGAGUUUCCUAAUGCUAUGGAAAACGAACAUUUACGUGGUAUUCAAUAUAGCAGGCCAGAAAGCAGAUAUCUGUUAAAACUUGCAGGAAAAGUUUCUGGAGAAUGGAAACUUUGGCAAGGUCUCUACAUAUUAAAGACGAAAAAUAAACCAAAUUGACAUAAACCAGAAUGACGAAUAUCCAGUCAGGAAAGGAUAUCUUAUGCUAGAAUUUUGGUGGUUUUCACGUGACAAAAAGAAAUUAUGGUAUGAAGAACUAGCGGGAGCAUUUCACCGCAUUGGGAAAGGUAGUUUAGCACAAGAGAUUCUCUUGGAACGACCGAAUUUCAAUAUAAAUUAAAUUACUAAAUUGCUAUUUUAAUGUAAUUAUGAUCAUUCCACACAUUGUAAAGGCUUGCAGUUCAAUCUCCUAUUAGUUCCAUAUAAUCUAUCUUAAGAUUUUGUUUUCUAGUGUGCCUUGGCAAAGAGCAGUUCUUUGUUCAAGAGCCAUAGUAUUAGAUCAUCUAGACAAUGCGCAAUAGAUACCCAAUUACUCAGAGAAAAUAUUGAAAAACUUAAAGCCUUUUUAACAUGCUUUUUUAAAAAUAUAUGUUAUAACUUGUAAAUACUAAUGACUUUACAGGGGGUGCUGUCAAAUGCCGAAUUCGGUUGCAACGAGUUCAAAAUGACAGCAAAAUCAAUUGGUGUCAUUUUGGAGAUUUUAGCUCCAAAGAAACCUGGUCUGUUGUCCUUGAAUAGCCUGGACAUGCAGAACACCUCCGAAAUUACAAGCGAAAAUAAUUUUAAAAAAUGCAAUACAUUUCGCUUUCUUCAUAUUCAAAAUAAAAACAAAGUUUUGUUAAAAGACUAGAUUAUUCUUCGUCUUAAUUCCAAAACUUAAAUAUUUUUUUAAA
Molecule: messenger RNA, 3506 nt
Organism: Xenia sp. Carnegie-2017
Lineage: Eukaryota; Metazoa; Cnidaria; Anthozoa; Malacalcyonacea; Xeniidae
Product: serine/threonine-protein kinase/endoribonuclease IRE1-like
Exons: 9
Coding region: 416-1738 (440 amino acids)
Biological process (GO): IRE1-mediated unfolded protein response; intrinsic apoptotic signaling pathway in response to endoplasmic reticulum stress; mRNA processing
Cellular component (GO): IRE1-TRAF2-ASK1 complex
Molecular function (GO): protein serine/threonine kinase activity; ATP binding; RNA endonuclease activity
Source: RefSeq, a predicted model, not a curated record